AGGGGCAUAGAGGUCGGUCGGUGGGGUUGGGAGGCAGGCAGGCAGGCAGGCAGCCCCCUCCUCCUCCUCCUCCUCCUCCUCCUGCUGGUGCUCUUUGGGCGCCGUCUUCCCGGACGGACGGAGGGCUGCUCCGGCCCCAUGGCCGCGCUGCUGUGGCCGCUGGCCCUGCUCGCCUCCUUCCCCGUCUCGUCCCCCUUCUCGGGAGAGCCGUCGUCGUCUUCUUCGUCGGGGGAGCGCCGCUUCCCGGCGUGGCGCGUGUCGCGGUGGGCGUCGGCGGCGCUGCGGCACGUGGCCUCGGGCCCUUGCCCCGAGCGCGGGGGGCUGCUUCCCCGGGCCCAGUGUCAGCGCCUGGCGCGCCUCUCCUCCUCCUCCGCCGCCGCCUCCGCCUCGCAGGGCGCUGCGCCCGCCGUCUACGUCUCGGCGCCCGCUCGCCCCGGGACCAAGCUGCGCGCCCUGCUCCCCGACGGGUGGGGAGACCGCGCCGCCGCCGCCGCUCCCCAGGCGCCCUCCCGCAGCCACAACGCCAGCGGAGGAGCCCUUUCUCGCCCGGCGGCCGCGGGGCAAGACGCCAUCCUGGUGCUGGACCCCAGCCCCGGAGCCAGCUUCGGCCACCCGAUCCUCCUCUUCUACCUGGACUUCAACGUCUCCCCGCGCCGAUGCCGGAGCCGGGACAGGCUCUACCUGGGCAGCUAUGAGUGCUUGACCCCUGCCCAGAGGAACCACUGUGAGAACCAGCUGAAGCGCAGGCCGGGACGUGGCAAGGGAUGGAGCCAGCGGGCAUCAGGACGUGUCCGGCGGGAAGAGGCGCCAGUUGGGCUCUGUGAAAUCCAUUUUUUGCCCACAGUGGUGGCAGCCCAGGACCCCAAACACCUGCAAAACCUGCACUGCAUGAAUCUCCAUGGAUUCAGCCUGUGUCCUCAGCCUCUGUCCCUGGUUAGCUCCAGUUCCACAGCUGCUUAUUGUGAACUCAACAAGAAUACACGGCGGUGCCAUCGUCAGCAGCUCCCCAUGUACAAAUCAUGCCGCAUGUAUCAGACGUGUGACCAUGCAGUGCUGAUUGCAGGUGGCUGGCAGGAGCAAGUGACCUACCCCCACCAUGCCCAGAACCUCCUGCUUUUCUACCAGAUGCUUCAGCGAAAUGGCUUCCGUCAGGAGCACAUCAAGGCCUUCUUUGCAAAUGAGGGACAGGCCUCAGUGGCUGUGGAGAUGGGUGAAGUGCAUCCCGCCACAGAGAAGCUGGCCAUCCGCUCCCACCUCGCCUUACUCUGCAGGAGCCUCCAUUGUGCCGACUCACUGGUGCUCUACCUCAACAGCCCAGCAGCAAGUGAUGGCACGAUGCUUUUGUGGGAUUCCAACCGUAAUGGCAUUGCUGAUCCGAAGGAGAGGUACCCCAUCACAGAGCUCUUAGCUGACCUGGAGAACUGCAAUGCCCGUAGGGUCCUCCUCUUUCUUGACCAGAGCUAUCCAGGGCCAUUGGCAAAGAAGCUACGGGCAUCACGACGCCAUCCCAAUGUGGUGCUAGUCCGCAGCAAUGGAGCUACCACUGGUGGUUCAGCUUUUGCUGAAUUCUGGGCAGGGCUGCAGCCUGACCAGUGUCUGCUCCAGCAUAUCUUGCCGGUGGGCCCCUGGUCUGCAGUCUUGGCCUCUGGUGUCCCAGCCCAGCUACUCAAUGUCACAUUAGCAGGAGCACCUUGCCAUUCUGUGCCACCCCUGGGCGAGGAGGAGCGCCAGCGCCGCUACCAAGGAUGUCAAAACCUUCCUACAAUGUUGUGGUAUCAGAGUAGACACCAGCAGCUGCCACAGGAGGAUGAAUGAGCCGCCUGAUGGGUUAUGGAUCUGGGUUUGUCCUCAAGAUCCCAGCCAGACAUGCUGUAGCUUUUUCCUUUGCCCACAAAGAUGUUUACCUUUUGGGAUGGAGUGGAAUUACUUUGAAGGCUGUCCAAGGAGUUGGCAUGGAAUGGCUGGGGAACAUGGGAUAGGUCGAGGCAUUCCUAGUAAGCUGCUGUGCUGGACUCUCAAAGACCAUUUUAAGUAGCUAAGGCCAAAAUGAGAAUCCAAGGUUAGCAAACCUUGAUAUUACAUUAUUAUCAAGGAUAUAUACAUAUAGGGUUGAGCAUCCCUUAUCUGAAAUGUUUGGGACCAGAAAGGUUCUGUAAUUCAGGUUUUGGAAUAUUUUCAUAUGCAUAAUGAGAUAUCUUAGAAACAAG
Molecule: messenger RNA, 2207 nt
Organism: Anolis sagrei ordinatus
Lineage: Eukaryota; Metazoa; Chordata; Lepidosauria; Squamata; Anolidae
Source: RefSeq, a predicted model, not a curated record